Panthera uncia (snow leopard) is the source of this 1841-nucleotide messenger RNA. RefSeq names its product ubiquitin conjugating enzyme E2 Q family like 1 (gene UBE2QL1). Bases 1 to 549 code for a protein of 182 amino acids. The transcript has 4 exons. The record is from RefSeq and is a predicted model, not a curated record. NCBI's taxonomy places the organism in Eukaryota, Metazoa, Chordata, Mammalia, Carnivora, Felidae.
AUGGCCCUCGAGGGCUACCGGAAGUCUCACGGCCGCAAGACUGUCUCCGCCUCCGCCGGCCGGGGACUGCUGUGUGGGACACUGGGCUCCAUCUGCGACCGCUUCAUCUCGGUGGAGCUGGUGGACGAGAGCCUCUUCGACUGGAACGUGAAGCUGCACCAGGUAGACAAGGACUCGGUGCUGUGGCAGGACAUGAAGGAGACCAACACCGAGUUCAUCCUGCUCAACCUCACCUUCCCCGACAACUUCCCCUUCUCGCCGCCCUUCAUGCGGGUGCUCAGCCCGCGCCUGGAGAACGGCUACGUGCUGGACGGCGGCGCCAUCUGCAUGGAGCUGCUCACGCCGCGCGGCUGGUCCAGCGCCUACACCGUGGAGGCCGUCAUGCGCCAGUUCGCCGCCAGCCUGGUCAAGGGCCAGGGACGGAUCUGUAGAAAGGCCGGCAAAUCAAAAAAGUCCUUCAGCCGCAAGGAAGCCGAAGCUACCUUUAAAAGUUUGGUGAAGACGCAUGAAAAGUACGGCUGGGUCACCCCGCCCGUGUCCGACGGCUGAUGUCCCCGGCGACGUGCGGUAGACUCUUCAGCCACCUGUCCACACACACACACGAAUUCCCGACAUCUCCUCCUCAACGCCGAGCAUCCCCCACCCUUUUCUACUCUGCAGCCGGAACUGAAUCCUGAAUGCCAAGGAGACGUUUAAGUUAUUUAUGAACAGAUGUGUUUACAGGGAGAACGAGGGAGUGAACGCUGUUCGGGAUUAGGUUUCGAUUGUAAAUGAGCGGCCAUCUCGAAGUCACUUUAGAACACAUGUUGAGAUGGUGCCAUCCCCCAGCCCGCCUGCCCCUGUGCCUGCCCCUCGCACUGCCCUUAGCUUCUUCCCAGACAGUGGCCCCGAAGAGCAGGCAGGAGAGCCAGUGCCUGCUGCUCGCCCACUUCCAUGUACGUGGUACCGUUCUUGUUUCCUAGGAACGCCCCGCAUCGCUGUGCUCUGUGUCUGUUUCUCUCCCUGACAGGUCAGCAUAACUUGGAGACGUGUCUUUCUGUGGCCCCGUGUGACGACAUGUAGACCUCAUUUGUGCUAUGACCUUCGGCUCCUGAAAACACGAACUUAAUAUCACCAAGUUCUAGAGAUGGAAAAUGACAGAUGUCCCCCGGGGAGAAUGUGCUUUCUCUGCCUCCGCGGUGGUGUGCACCUGUCCGCAGCGCCCCGAGACGAGAGGCAGGGGUGCUGUGGCCACCGUGGGUGCACAACGGUUCAGAUGCCGGGUGCACGCUCCCCGGGGCUCCGACAUUGGGACAGCCUCUUCAGUAUUCCGGAACGUUCCUCCAACGCUGCAUCGUGCUCCUAUCUUCUCUCAGCUCGUCAACCCACCACCAAAAGCAAAAGACAAUUUCCCAUUCACUGAAGUCAUCUGACUCAUUUUAUUAUCUGUGCUAGUGACAGGGAAUCUGAGAACCGCCAAGGGUACCAAGUGACCAUACGAGGACUUGCAUGACUGGGUCUGUUUCCUCACCCUUCAAGUCACUUGUGUGUCCCGGGGAGGGGAGGGGGGGGCCGGGCUGCGUGAUGCGCGAGCACCCUCGCUGUGAUAUCAACUUCCUGUUAUUUAAUCUCCCACAGUUCAUUUUUCUCUUCUGUUAAGUUCCUUAGAACUUUCUAAGAAGUUCCAUGAAAUGAGGAAAUACUGUUUAUAACAAUACGUGGGGAGAGGUUAAAAUGUUCAUUCCAGGUGGAAAAAUCUUAUUGGACACAUUUUAAAUAAAAUCAUGCAUACCUGAUGCCCUGCCUCAAGAAUCCAAUCAUUGGGGGCUGUCCUUCCACUUAAAAUAUUUGAUCUGUUUUUA